Messenger RNA from Camelina sativa (false flax), 927 nucleotides. The record is from RefSeq and is a predicted model, not a curated record. NCBI's taxonomy places the organism in Eukaryota, Viridiplantae, Streptophyta, Magnoliopsida, Brassicales, Brassicaceae.
AUGGUAUUUAACAGAGAAGAGGCUGCGAGGGAGAAAAUGAGGGCUGGUGAUAUUGUACACAAGUUAUUGACGCGUUGCGUGAACUGUGGCCAUGGACAUACAUACUCGAGAGAAGGUAUGAACAGGUUUAUGCGCUGUACCGUUUGCCAGAAAUCUUACGUUGCGUGCAGCAAAGGGGAUGAACCUAGUAGUUCAACCAAAAGGCAGAGAGGAAGCGUUGAGGAACUCGUCAAAAAUGUUUCUGAGGUUGAUGGCUUUGGUGCUGCUGAGAGUGAGAGGACUAAAAGAGACAAGAGGAUGAAGCACAAGGCAGAGGAGGAUUACACUCAGCUCCAGAAAAGGAUGGAUGAAUUGGAAAAGCGUACAGAUGAGUACACGCUUAAGCAACACGAGGGAUUUAUGCAUGCAGAUAUUAAAAAGACAACGCAUGUGGUUAAGCCAGCUGAGUCCAGUGACUUCAUGAGGGUCAUGGCAGAUAACAAAGAAUUUCUCUCCGUUUUGAGAAACCAAACGAUCCGUCAAUCUAUUGAGGCCGCUAGAAGGCAAGCAGCUGAAAUCAUAGCUGGUUCUGAAAAACAGAAACAUCUUCCACAUGAGUUCAAGACAGUUCAAGACGCCUUACUUCGGAGACUUCAAAAUUUAGAGACGAAGGAAACGCAACGGCAACAGAGAAGGCAAGAGCUCGAAACGAUGGUUCUAAGAAUACAUGAAAUUCAAAACUUGCAGACAAAGAUUGCAAAACUUCAUCAUCAGCAACGUCUCAAGGAAACUCUCACUAUAAAAUUAGAGGAGGAGGAAUCUAAGCAGCUACCAAAAACCUCUAGUCUACUUGAUCUCAUAGGUUUAACGAAGCAGGUUGAGGAACAAAAGAUUGAGUUGGAAUCAAUAAAGGAACAGGUAGCAUCUACAAACCGAAAACNUUGUUAA